Xiphias gladius (swordfish) is the source of this 1423-nucleotide messenger RNA. It is a transcript of the gene dtwd1, whose product is annotated as DTW domain containing 1. Bases 330 to 1241 code for a protein of 303 amino acids. The transcript has 5 exons. Lineage: Eukaryota; Metazoa; Chordata; Actinopteri; Istiophoriformes; Xiphiidae. Gene Ontology annotation, cellular component: nucleus. Gene Ontology annotation, biological process: tRNA modification. The record is from RefSeq and is a predicted model, not a curated record. Gene Ontology annotation, molecular function: tRNA-uridine aminocarboxypropyltransferase activity.
UCGGAAAACUAUUUCCGGCGUAGAAGAAGAUGCACACGCAGUUGAACGUCAUUUAACUUAAUACAGAUGGGCAAGUUUUCAUCGGGACUAGCUAGUGGAUAACAUAUUGCUUGCGACUCGGCUGAACUACAUAAACGUCUGUUUUCCUUUCGUCUUUGAUAUUACAAACUUAAGCCACUAUGAUUUGUGUCUGCUAGCACUAGCCGACGCGACAGAUGUUGAGCAUAUGUCAAGCAUGCUAAAAGAAGCUAGCUAUACUAGCAUGAAGGAGCUAUGCAUGUAGGGCUCACGUACGUCAGCACUGGUCUGUCAACAUUGAAAGAGCAAGCAUGAGCAGCCUGGAUCGAGACCAGCAUGUCCUCCCUGGUUGCCGUGACAAAACAACAGUCUCUUGUGAUUCAUCAGACACUUGUGAGCUCGCCAAGCCGCCUCUCCAAGGUCUGAAAUUGGCAUCACAUGCAGUGCUGGAGAAAGCACAGCAGAGGGGCAGGUUGAAAUGCUCUAAAUGUGGAGGAUCAAGGAUGUUUUUCUGCUACACAUGCUGCUCAUUAGUGGGUGUCGGCCUGCAAGAAAUCCCCUUAAUCAAGCUUCCUGUGAAGAUAGACAUCAUCAAGCAUCCAAAUGAGACAGAUGGCAAGAGCACUGCGAUCCAUGCCAAGAUCCUUGCACCCAGUGACGUCACCAUAUACACUUACCCCUGUGUACCUGAGUUUGAAAAGGACAAGGUGGUGUUGGUGUUCCCUGGUCCAGGGGCUGUCUCGGUUCAAGAUAUGAUGCAGUAUUUGCAUGACAGGACUGACAGCAGGUCGCGUGACUCCGAUGAACCCCGCAUCAAGAGGCAGAAAAGUGAGGAAGUUCAAGGUGCCACACAAACUGCCGAGAAACCAGAGUCAGGAACCCCAGAUGAAGCAAAGGACUUGGAGUCAAGGGUGUAUCCCCUACAGAGGGUGGUCUUCAUUGACAGCACAUGGAACCAGACCAACAAGAUCAGCACAGAUGAGAGACUGCAAGAUUUGCUCCAGGUAGAGCUGAAGAUGAGGAAAACAUGUUUCUGGCGCCAUCAGAAGGGCAAACCGGACACAUACCUGGCUACUAUCGAGGCUAUUUAUUAUUUCCUCAAAGACUUCCAUGAGCAUUGCCUUGCUCAGGAGUAUAACGGAGAGUAUGAUAACCUUCUCUUCUUCUACUCCUAUCUGCACUCAGUUGUCAACAAAGCCAAGAUUUCUGCUGGGAAAUGCUGAAGAAAGCUGUGGGAAGAAAACUGAAAUCAGCUACAAGAGACUAAACUGACUUAACUGUAGAUGAAGAGUAGAUUCACCUGCAAGCUCUGGCAUGUCUGGCUGAGUGAUAUUUUAUUUUGUAAGGGAUACUGUGACAUCUGUUUUGUAUAAGAAUAUGCAAUAAAAAAUGUCUUUACAAUUAC